UCAAUCUCCACACUCACCAAGUUUGCCAGGUUUCCAUCGACGCCAUGUGCACCUCUCAGCUCGCAAUCUACCUAGUUGCCCAGAGUACGAGACACAGCUCAUCAUAUAUUCUUGGCGCCUAGUUACGCGUCCCCCAAUGAAGAUGCAAAAAGCAUGAGAAAGAUGGACUAAUCCGACUGAUAGCGCCGCGGCGUGGGAUUGGCGUCUUCGACGUUGGCCCGCUGCACCGACGUCAUGGUUCAGGAACGCGCAGAUGUCGCGUGCGCGACGACGAUGAUGCUAAACUCCAUGUCCCUAGCCUUUUGCUUAAGAACUAGCUGGAGCGUUGCAUCAUUCUGACCUGGAACCGAGAUCGUGCCGAUUUUCCGUUCCUCACCACACAAUCACUGCGGAGCCUCCCCCAGCAUCCUACCACUACAGUCAAUGCAAUCAUGGGUGUGGCUGCAGGCGAACUUAUUGUACCUUUCACGGGCGCUAUCCAAGCUGCCUUCUCCGUCCUUCUGACCAUCGCCUUCGGUGUUGUUGCAGCGCAAUGCAAUUUACUAUCGCCCAAAGCGGCGAAGGAAGUUUCGAAGCUAUGUGUGCGCAUGUUUCUACCGGCGCUGUUGAUCUAUAAGAUUGGCUCCAAUCUGCAUCAAGACACAGGCGUAAGAUAUGUGCCCGUCCUCAUAUGGUCAAUAUCAUAUACACUACUUUCUGUCUUCGUCGGUCGCCUCCUCACGCGCAUCUUCAAGUUACCAGCCUGGGUCGCACCAGCCAUCGCUUUCAACAACACAACUUCGCUUCCACUUCUUCUCAUCCAGUCGCUCAAACAAACCCAAAUUCUCGAUGCUAUCCUCAUUGGUGGCGAGUCUGGCAGCCAGGCUAUGGAUCGUGCCGAGUCAUACUUUCUGGUGAAUGCCAUGGUCAGCAACUCGCUGACGUUUGCUAUUGGACCUGGUCUGCUAAGGCCGGGAGAUGAGGAUGCAUCUGACGAACAAGAAGGAGAAGAUGACGAAGAUAACGGUCAGGCAAACGAGGACGGCGAGAGCAGUGAUAUGGAGCGAGGCCCUGAAGGAAUCAUCGACGAGGAGACUUCGCUACUCCCACAGCGCAUAACCAAGCCCGUGAAUCGCAUUGAGAAGAAGGGGUAUCUCAAAACACAAAAGUGGUACAAUAAUUUGUCGCCAUGGCUGCAAGAGACUUUGAACAUCACAUGGCAGUUUGCCAAUGCUCCAUUGCUAGGUGCCAUUGUCGGCGCAGUCAUUGGGCUCACACCGGCUCUCCAUAGGCUUUUCUUCAGUCCUAGCAACGAGGGCGGAUACCUCAAUGCUUGGCUUACGACCGCUAUAAAGAACAUUGGCGAGCUCUUUGCUACGACCCAGAUCAUCGUUGUCGGAGUAAAGCUCAGCAAGAGCAUGCUGCGAAUGAAGCGCGGUGAGGAUAGUGGUGAAGUUCGCAAAGGAAGUUUGGCAAUUGUCACCUUGAUUAGGUUCAUCAUUUGGCCCUUGAUAAGCAUACCCUUGAUCUGGGUAGUCGCAUCGAAAACAAAACUUCUCGAUGCAGACCCCAUGCUUUGGUUUUCGAUGAUGUUGAUGCCUACCGGUCCUCCCGCUAUGAUCUUAGUAGCCCUGACCGAUGUCACGGGCGCAGCUGAGUCGAUGAAGAUGACUGUCGCCAAGUUCCUUACCAUUAGCUACGCAAUAACGCCAAUGAUCUGCUUUGCUGUCGUCGGAGCUCUGAAAGCUACGGAAGCCGCGAUCGAGCACAUGUAAGCAUGCUCUUCUCCAAAACCUAUCGUACGUUCGGUUUCAAAUUGCAAUACAUCAAGUCUACUUAUCAUCUGAUUUUUCUGCUGUCGUCGUAAGCUUUGCGUAAGCCAUGAUCUUUGAUUUCCUAGAUUCGUCCGAACAAGAUAGUAUGGUAUCGACCCUGUGGAUGUGCACAGCCUUCGUAUAGCGUUCACUAGAUCCUUCUACCAGGGACGUGCGCAUAUACGGUAGAUACGGUAUGCUGACCUUCGAUUCGGGCCGUUCUAAUCUGCAUGAAUGAGAAAUAGUGGGCACGGAAAACGAAGAAGCACAGGACGGACAAAAGUACUGAUCUACGAAGACAUGAGGUGUACCCACAUUUCUGUCAUGUCCUUUCUUUGUAGAAGGCUUACACUAUGGAGUACG
Alternaria alternata is the source of this 2156-nucleotide messenger RNA. RefSeq lists its product as hypothetical. The coding region runs from base 432 to 1754 and encodes 440 amino acids. Gene Ontology annotation, biological process: transmembrane transport. The record is from RefSeq and is a predicted model, not a curated record. The transcript has 3 exons. Lineage: Eukaryota; Fungi; Ascomycota; Dothideomycetes; Pleosporales; Pleosporaceae. Gene Ontology annotation, cellular component: endoplasmic reticulum; membrane.